Molecule: messenger RNA, 3825 nt
Organism: Cuscuta campestris
Lineage: Eukaryota; Viridiplantae; Streptophyta; Magnoliopsida; Solanales; Convolvulaceae
Source: the annotation of a GenBank genome assembly
GCCAAAAUUUGAUUCCGAAGUAAAUGUGUUCGCCGUAGAGACCUUUUGCUCAAUACAGAAUUUAGUUCGUGGCCUCCCAAUUAUGCCGAGCCUGAUUCCUAUAGAGUUAUACAUUUUCAAAACAACCAUGAUGCGCUCUAUAAGGAAACUCAUCGGCACUCCACGAGAUCCGGCCCAUACAGUACCUGGGCAUAACACAACUUUACAAGACCAGGAAUUUGAAAAGGAAAUUUUUAUUGAUCCUGUUGGUGUUCCCGAUGAUAAUCUUAUUCUUGAUCCCAUAGAUGUUGUUCCUAUCACCGUUGUUGAUGUUGCUGUUGAUGUUUCUGGUGACGAUCAACGAGACCACUCUGUCCAAGCAAAAUAUUCAAGUGAUGGUGUCAUUUUUUAUGGAUGCACGAAAACUUUUGGGACGUCAGAAAGUGACAUUGUUGUCCUUUAUAAUUCUAAGGAUGUUGCACAUGAUUGCAUAAUAUUCCUACUCAUGGUUGCCUGGAACUGUUUACUUGACACUGGGAAUGUUUUCGGCGUGACUCGUUCUUUUGGUGCUCCAAGGAUCAAGAGCUUGUGGCACAACCGGGUCCAGGCCGGAUCUCCGGUCGGUCCAGAAGGUCACGGAGACAUGCCCGGGAUCGACCCGAAGAUUGUCGAGUCCUUCCCGACGUUCAGCUACUCGAGCGUGAAGGAUUACCGGAAGGAGAAGUACGGGUUGGAAUGCGCGAUUUGUCUGGUCGAGUUUGAGGACGAGAGCGUUUUGCGUCUCCUCACCUCGUGCAACCACGUGUUCCACCAAGAGUGCAUUGAUCUGUGGAUGGAAUCCCACAAGACUUGCCCUGUUUGUCGCCAGGCCCUCGACUCUCCAGUAAAGUACACACCGUACUCGCCAGCACUGUCUCUUGGGAACGGUCCAGAUGAGAAUUUCCAAGAAGACGAGCGCAUGGCGUGUGACAUGCAUAGCAUUAUCGAUAUACAUGAUCGCGAAGGGGACGUAGGAAAUAAUGAAGGAGUGGAAGCAGAAGAAGACGAGGCUAAAAGAGUCGGUGUUGAGAAUAGAAGUGAUCAACGUGAAAAUAUUUCACUAACGAAGCACGUUGUAACGUUAAAUCAUGAAAAUGCAGAUAAUAAUGCUGAUGAGAAGAGUGGGGAAGAGAAGUACCCAAGUUCGCUAGAAAGCGAUCUCGACGACUACUCCCCCUGCGUCCACAUUCCCCAGUUCUCAAAACCCCACACCUUGGGAAUCCUAUUGCUACUCGUUGGUUUCAUCGGCCUCGUGGCGGCCAAUUCCAAGUGUUUUCCUCCUCUUCUUGUUGUCUACUUCGCAGCCAUGCUUGCCAUCAUCCUAUAUCUCGCAUACUUUGUCCUUUUCUUGUACAAAAUCUCCAGCAUUAAGGAACCGGGGGCUCUGGCCGUGAACCGGAGUUACAUGGAGUAUCGGCUCGACCCGGACGAUGGGGCCCCGGGCUGGCUCCGUGGGAAGCUUGAUCACUGGGGUGAUGCUAUCGCAACUUGUCUCGCCAGCAGUGUUCCAAAGUGUGCUCAGUUGGAUCUGCAGGCUUAUUCUGGGCCUGAAGAUUUCUUCAAAACAAAUCUUACAGCCUUUGAGUCAGGAUGCUGCAAGCCACCAACGCCAUGCGAGUUUACAAUCCAAAAUGCAACAAAUUGGAUAGCCCCAGUGGCUCCCGGGGCAGACCCUGACUGCGUUAAAUGGAACAAUGACCCAAACCAGCUUUGCUACUCCUGUGAUUCUUGUAAGGCGGGAUUAGUAGUCACUAUUGGGAAGGCAGGAAAAGAUGCAUGUUUCAUUCUGGUUAUUGCCUUUCUGGUUUUGGUAGGGGUUUGUUGUUUUGAGGGUUAUGCCCUUUACAAGAGGGGUGCUGUGCAAAGUGUUGCUGCUGAGUUCAACGUUAGUAGGCAGACUAUUAGUUCCCUGUGGAGAAAUGCUAAGAAUGGGGAAGAAUUACCCAUGAAGAAAGUUGGGGAAACCACCGUUCCCAAAACCGAAGAUGAAUACGAUGCGCAGGAUAUCAAGAAAAUAGAGAACAACGCCAAGGCGAUCAACAUUCUUUAUUGUGCAGUAAACCCGGAUGACUACCGGAAGAUCUCUUGUUGUUCCACCGCCAAGGAAAUGUGGGACAAGCUAGAAAUCACAUAUGAAGGUACGGAUCAAGUCCGAGAAGCUAAGAUAGAUUUUCUAACCCAUGAGUAUGAACUAUUUCAUAUGAAGGAGAAUGAGAAAAUCGACGAUAUGUUUGAACGAUUUUCAAAAAUCGUUAACGAUCUUCAUGCUCUCAAGAAGACAUAUACGGACAAGGAGCUUGUAAGAAAAAUCCUGCGAAGUCUCACACCGGAAUGGCGCUCCAAAGCCGAUGCUAUCCAAGAAUCCAUCGGCAUCACCAAUGUCACCAUUGACGGACUUAGAGGAGGUCAAAGAAAAAGAUCCCGCACCGGCAAGAACGUGGCUUCUUCUUCGGCUCCUCCACCACCGGCGCACAAGUACCUCGAUGGGUCGUUCCUUUGGUUCAACGACCACGCAGAGGCGACACGGUUCUCAAAGAAAUUUGAGCACCGGGAGAUUCUCCCUCCCCGAUUCUCCACCGCCCGCUUCAUUCAUGACUCCAUUCCACGUGAAGCACGGGUUAUCCUCGAACGUGGAAACUUCCUCGAUCUCCUCUACAUCAAGAAGGUCAAUUAUCACCCCUUUCUUGUUCGAGCUUUCUACUCGAACUUGAAAAAGGAUGAGGACGGAGCGUUGAUCUCUAACGUCAACGGGGUGGACAUCUAUUUGAAUGAGGAAAACAUUCAAAUCCUCACCAGGCUUCGUCGGGAUGGACAGGAUCUCGGGCUCUACGUUGGAGAAGAAGGAGCACGGUUCAACGAGACCGCUCUCUUGGAGGAAGUGGGCAUCCGACACUUCGUACCCACUCCCCAACAGCGACGCCCUACGAUUGCUUCCAUGAGUCCCGUGUUUCGAUUCAUUUUUUAUGUUUUGACACGGAUUCUCAAGCCCAGGAAGUUCAAUCACACCACUCUCUCCCAAGAGGACACGAAGACAAUUCAUGCGAUGAUUCACAACGCCAAUCUCAAUUGGUGUAAAUUUGUGAGGACUCACAUGUUCACGGCCACCUCCGACAAUCGGCCGCUCCCCUACGCCCUCCUUGUCAUGGCUAUUCUUGAAGAAUAUAACAUCAAAACCGAUGUUGGACCAAAGAUAAAGGGGACAAAGCAUUGGGAGAUUGAUGAAUCCUCUUUCCACUCGGGCACCGACGAGACUCCGUUUCGACAGCCUCGUCCACGCCGCCAACCGAGAGCCACUGCCUCAACCGCCACCACUUCGACCAAUCCUUCUCUCGCUGAGGAAAUGGCAGCCUUAACCGCCACUCUCUCUCGGAUUGACACCAACGUCUCCAAAACGGCACACAACAUCAAUACCUUGAGCCGUGAACUUCACGGGUAUUUUGACUUUGUCAAUUACCCGUACGCUCAAAUGGUCCCUUACGUUCCUCCACCGAAUUUCGGAGGUGAACAAAGUGGGACUCAAAACGUUGGUAGAGAUGACGAGGUGGACGAUGAGGAAGAGGAAGAAGAAGAGGAAGAAGAAGAGGAAGACGAAGCCGAUGAUGAUGAUGAUGAUGAUGAUGAUGGCGAUGGUGAUGAAGAUGAAGAAGAAGAAGACAUUGACGAAGAACAACUUCUCAAUGAUCUUUCCCCGGAUUUCUAGAGCUCUAGCUCUACUUUCUUCUCUUCCUUAUUUUAUCAUCUUUUAAUAUGCUUUCGUUAUGUACUCCGCUAUUUCCCUUAAUUAAUUAAUAAAAACCUUUAUGAUUU